This is a messenger RNA of Talaromyces amestolkiae, 2178 nucleotides long. RefSeq lists its product as uncharacterized. The transcript is spliced from 3 exons. The coding region runs from base 1 to 2178 and encodes 725 amino acids. Gene Ontology annotation, molecular function: actin binding. The record is from RefSeq and is a predicted model, not a curated record. Gene Ontology annotation, biological process: actin cytoskeleton organization. NCBI's taxonomy places the organism in Eukaryota, Fungi, Ascomycota, Eurotiomycetes, Eurotiales, Trichocomaceae.
AUGGCAGCGUUGGUCCAAACGAUUCCUCAACAAAACGGUACUGUGACGCUCCUCCAAACCCGCCCAGCAUCAUCAACUGCUCAGACCUCUUUCAUAUCCACUUCACAAAUCACCCAACCUCAAGUCGGCCGUGGACACAGCAUGUCGUUGAGUUCUUAUAAUGGCGUGAACAAUUCCGCCAACAGGAACUCGGUGGCUCCCUACGCCUUUACGAGCACCCCGGGUUUGCUGGCUGGAACUGCUAACCAGCAACGUCACAUGGCCUGGUCUCCCCAGCUUCGACCGGACAGUCUCUCACCCGCGCCGCUCUCACAGAAUAACGCCCCCAAUAACUCAUCACAUUUUGCAGCUGGUUCUGUAUCGUCCUCUUCGGGCUCUUCAAAUUCCUCCUCUCGACCUUCUUAUAUUUCACAAGAUGAUAGCAUACUUUCCUCGCGCCGAAGGACAACCGAUGUGACCCCUCGACCUUUGUCGACCAUUAACUUGUCGACCCAGUACAGCCCUAUAAGCUUGUCCACGUCCACUCCUUCUGUCGUAUCUCCCCCAUCUUCUACCUCUUCACCCUCGACCUCGACUCCUUCCAAACCACUACCUGAUCGUUAUCGACGAGUUAAACGCACCAUUACAGAUGACAAUACGGCUCAAUCAGCCGUUUCGAUACCGGCUCGAUCGUCUUCUUAUGAUCUCUCCGCAACCGCAGUGGUUCUGCCUCAACCAGCACGACCUACGAUUGUAACACACACCCGUACACCGAGUGCAGAUGACAGCCGUGUUGGAAAGCAGUCAAAUCCGGAUGUCGCCAAACGGUAUCGACGUCGCAGCUGGGCCAAUAUGGAUGCAUUCUCCCAGGAGUCUCCCUUGGACAGUUCUUCUCUAUUUGCUCCACUACCCGAUCUUAAAUUCACAACUCCAGAAUUAUCCCGACCUACAUCCUCAAAGUCGGAAAAGAGCAAUUCAAUCGACGGCAAGUCGGACAACAAGACUUCUAUUCCGAGUCUUGACUCUAAAUUCUCGACAAACGCCUCUCAUAAUCCGUCUCCGCUUGCCAACCAAGUCGCAAACAACCCAUCUCCCGCUCCUACGAAUACUACCCCAUCUACGUUGAGCAGCCCCGCCGCACAGCGUCUAGCAGACAUAAGCAGGGCCAAUGGCAAGAAGCCGGGCAAGUCACGCUUGCGAAGGGCAUUCUCGUUUGGCAGUGCUGCUGAACUUCGCAAGGUAUCCGUUCAAAACUCUAUGGGAAGACGGGAGGGCGAGCUGUCGGCAAACGCUGGUGAUGAGUUAGAUCCAGAGCAAGCUGCUAUUGCAGCACAGCAAGAGGCCAACGGGUUGGGUAAUAAUAUUUACUCCCACCAGCUGGGAUCGACCGAUAACCUUUCAAUAUCAUCGACCGCAUCUUCCGCAUCUAUUAUGCUUCGAAAGAUGGGCAGGGGAAUGAAGAAAUCCACCCGCUCACUUGUGGGUCUGUUCCGUCCAAAGUCGAUCCUCAAUGAGAGCACGGACGCAGUGGUCAUCGAACCUACCGCUCCUCAAUUGUCAGUGGUCAAUAUCGAAGCUGAGCGUAAGACUGUCACCGCCAACCCUGAUCCUCAUGAUCAGAACGGUGGUGGUACUGUCUUUCCCAAGAUUCAGCCUACCAAAGAAAAGACCAAGACUCCGGCGGUUGUGAACAACAACCUCCCUGACGUCAAUUCUCGCAAGAGUAUUGUAGGCGGAGAGCGUGAGCGUGCUGAAGUGUUGGCCGCGGUCAAGAAGGGAAUUUUGAAACGCUCUGGAAGCGCUUCUCCGGUUGGAAAACCUAUGGAGCUAACACCGCCACACAUUCCUGAUUCACCAAAUUCCAGCGCCCCAAGCACACCUGAAGAACACUCACAUCGAGUCGGCCAUCGACGAACGGAUACGGUCAAGAUUGAAGGAGAAGACUAUUUCAUGACACGCCCAGUGUCGAAGAGCGCUCCUAUUACCCCACAUCCAGGUGGAAGCAGGAGCAUUGUGUUCAGCCCACGCAUCCAGUUCCAUGAAACUUGGCCCAGCUGUGAAUACGACCGACGAGGCGAUACAGCGACAUGCAACAAGUUGACUCCUCUGUUAGCUCAGCAGAUCAAGGAGGAGUUGAAUACAUUUAAAAUGGAGAUGGAAGUUCAUGAGACAUCAAAGAUCUAUACGCAUUUCCUCUAA